AUCAAAUCCAACUCGCCCUCCCUAUUAACUUAGCUGUCCGUAGUCCGCCUGACGGACUUACAGCAGCUUUUCGCUAUUGGCCAUUCCUAUCUCACAUUCUGUUCUCAACACAUUAUCCAUCUUCUCUCCUACCAAAGUUCUCCACGCCCAAAUCCUCGUUCCCUUCAUAGUGCUCGUACAGUUAGCUCACACGAAAUGCCUGCUUGGUGGGGGAGAAAGUCCACCAAGAAGCCCGCCAAAGACCCACAACCCCAUUUCCCCAAUAGUCCAAGUAGCGUCAAGAAUGAAGCAGUAGAGAGAAGGGAUAGACCAAAGAGCUUUGGUGAGCUCUCCGGAAUGGUGGAAGCGAGGAACUCACCCAGACCCAGCAGAGAUUUCCCUAUCGCAAGAGGCGCUUCGGGAUUCUCUGGUUUCGAUUCUCCUUCUCCCAUUGAUAGAGGCCAUCCGCUGCCCAAACCGUCCGUGUCUCCUUCUACUACUGGCAAUGAUCACGUGGUAGGGUUUGGAUCCGGUUCUGAUUCGGGAUCGAGUGUUAGCUCUCUGGGCUCCUGUGAUGACCAUAACCUUCUCAGCAGCGAUCGCUCUCAAUUCUCUUCUUUCAGAGGAACUGGAGAUACCAAGCACAGUCCAGUCUCACAAAGUCCUGUCCGUUCAAGGGCUGCUACUACCAGCUCCUCGCCUCUACAUUCUCGGUCUGGAGGUUCUAAUUUAGAGGAUGGGAAGAGUGAAUGCCACAGAUUGCCUCUUCCACCCGCAUCUCCUAAUCAUCUUCAUCCAGCUUCUCCAACGAGUCCGUCUACCUUGCCAAAUCCAAGAACUCUCUGUAUUGCUGAAGGCUCAACUGGUAAUUUGUCAAAAUGGAAGAAAGGCAGGCUUCUGGGAAGAGGCACAUUUGGAACUGUGUAUCUCGGAUUCAACAGUGAGAAUGGGCAAAUGUGUGCGAUAAAAGAAGUCAAAGUUGUCGCAGAUGAUCGGACAUCCAAAGAGUGUCUCAAGCAAUUGAACCAGGAAAUCGCAUUGCUCAGUCAAUUUUCACAUCCAAACAUUGUUCAGUAUUAUGGAAGUGAACUGGGUGAAGAAACACUCUCGGUUUACUUGGAGUAUGUUUCUGGGGGUUCCAUCCAUAAAUUGUUGCAAGACUAUGGAUCCUUUAAGGAGGCUGUUAUUCAAAAUUAUGCUAGACAAAUUUUAUCUGGCCUGGCCUACUUGCAUGCAAGAAACACUGUGCAUAGGGAUAUUAAAGGAGCAAAUAUAUUAGUAGAUCCCAAUGGUGAGAUCAAGCUUGCAGAUUUUGGCAUGGCAAAACAUAUCACGUCAUAUUCUUCAAUGCUAUCUUUCAAAGGAAGCCCAUAUUGGAUGGCACCUGAAGUGGUGAUGAACACAAAUGGCUACAGCCUCGCGGUAGAUAUAUGGAGCUUGGGCUGUACGGUUCUUGAAAUGGCAACAUCAAAGCCACCUUGGAGUCAAUAUGAAGGGGUUGCGGCAAUAUUUAAGAUUGGAAAUAGCAAAGACAUGCCUGACAUUCCCGAUCAGCUGUCCAAUGAAGCAAAAAAUUUUAUUAGGCUCUGCUUGCAACGAGAGCCUUCUUUGCGGCCCACUGCAUCUCAACUUCUGGAACAUCCUUUCAUUAAAGACCAACACCCAACAAAAGUUUCCAUUGCUAAUAAUACAAUCAAUGAACGUACUUUUGAUGGAAGUUACAUACCGCCGGCUCCAGAAUUGCGACAUAGCCCAAGAAAUACUGUUUCUCUUGGUGGAGGUGACAAUUCAUUCAAACCCAUGUCAACUGUCUCUAGAGCCACACCGAACAGUUUAAGAAGAGAGAAUGCAAAAAUGGUGACAUCACUGCCAGUGUCACCAUGUUCAAGCCCAUUAAGAAAGCGCACUGGGCCCGCUGCACACGGAAUAAGUUAUCUCUCUCCACCACAUCGAUCCUCCCAUCACGUUUUUGGUGGCGAAUCUGGCAACCACCAUAGUGACUACCUAACCUUUAAAGCAACAGCCAACACAAGGAACAACAUGCUGGAUCCUUGGCUUGAGAUUCCUCCAUGUAGAACUCAAACACCAGGUAGAUCUCCAAGAACAUCACCCAUUCUCUAGUGCAUCAUUAUUUAGAACCCCUACAGUGGGAAGUUUGUUAUAGAGUUGAUAGUUUAGGAUGGGGUGAUCAGGCUCUGUGGUUGCAUAUUAGCUGCAACCUUUUGCAAUGUGUAAAUUAUCUUUUUUUUUUCUUUUCCCUGUCUAGUAGGCAUGAAAUGUAAAUGAAACUCAUAACAUAGACUCCAAAGGGUCCUUACAUUUCCUUGAAUUUUUUUAGAUGUAGUUCUUCUCAACAUGGGCAAACAACUCAAAA
This is a messenger RNA of Cuscuta europaea, 2353 nucleotides long. Lineage: Eukaryota; Viridiplantae; Streptophyta; Magnoliopsida; Solanales; Convolvulaceae. The record is from the annotation of a GenBank genome assembly.